Messenger RNA from Hirsutella rhossiliensis, 4113 nucleotides. RefSeq names its product spc7 kinetochore protein. Gene Ontology annotation, biological process: mitotic sister chromatid biorientation; protein localization to kinetochore; mitotic spindle assembly checkpoint signaling. The record is from RefSeq and is a predicted model, not a curated record. NCBI's taxonomy places the organism in Eukaryota, Fungi, Ascomycota, Sordariomycetes, Hypocreales, Ophiocordycipitaceae. The transcript has 6 exons. Bases 1 to 4113 code for a protein of 1370 amino acids.
AUGCCGUCGUCGGCUGAUCGUACCUUGCCACUAGCACGGCGAAGCCGCAAGUCUAUCGGCGCGCAACCGGCAGCCCGCGACGCCAUGGACAAGGAAAAUGCGACAGUUGAUGUGGGCAGUUCACUGGCUGCCAGUCGCAAAUCUAGGAGCAAGAGUAUGGGUCCUGGUGGAUUGGACGCCUUGAAGCAGUCCGCUGGGAACAGGCGCGCUUCUCUUGCCGCCCCGGUCAAGCCCCCGCGGUCGAUUCUAAAGCCUAGCAUCUCCUCGCUCCCCGAGAUCCCGCCCCUGAAGAAUGGAAAUCGAAAGCCCGGCGCUGCAAGCGAUGCUCGCGAUCCGACCCCAGGCUCGAGCCUGUCGAGCGAAGACUUGCUCGGAUCGAAGCUUCCCCUGCGCACAGAGGAGGAACAGCAAGCUGCCGCAAAGGAGAGAGAAGAGCGCGACAGGCGGGAUGCUCGUCGAAAGUCACUCGCCAACCGAAGGGUCUCUUUCGCCGCCGAGGCGACACUUCAUACCUUCCAUGAGGUCGAAUACAUGCAGGACUCAACCAGCUCGACCGACUCGACCAGGAGAGCCUCGUCCGGUGCCAAGUCCCCAAGCCGAAGCUCUGCUACAGCCACUCGUGAAGAGACGCAUCCGUCGCAACCGGAGAACAUCCCCCGGUCGCCAGAAGACCAGCGAGAACUUCAACAGCGUCGACGGCGCAGAAGCUCAGGAAUCCCGCCCAUGAACUUCAGCAACGCACACGAUGAUACGCUAGCAUCAACUGUCUACAGCUCUGAUUCUGAGCCUGCGGACGCAGUGGAGGAGAUAGCAGAGGACGACGAUGAGGCCUCUAGCAGCGACUCUGACGACGGGACCAUGAUGACCAUUGACACUGAAGAGGUGACUGGCACCUCAGUCGCCUCGGAUCGGUCAACAGCCACAGCUGAGGACUCCACACUGGAUGAAGCUCUUAGGAUUGCCGCGCAGAGAGCCGGAGCGGGCAGUCACGAAAAUGAUGAGGGCGAGGACUCCGACGACGGAGAAGAAGUCAUACCGUCGUUUGGCUGGGAAGAACAGGAUGACGAAACAGAAAUGGAAAUGGAUAUUGACGCGGACAUGGACAUGACCCACGCCGUCGGGCGAAUCUUAAAGCCUCCCAGCACCCACGGGACGGAUCCUCGCGGAGACAUGUCAAUGGAUGUCACCCAAGCCUUUGGUGCUAUCCUGUCACAAAACAGAGCACAAGAUCCGGACGACGUGGAGGACCACGAGGACAUGUCGAUGGAGCUGACCACCAUCAUCGGGGGCGUGCUCUCCAAGCCUCGGGACUCGCGUGCAGCGGCCAGCCGGCGACAAAGCCUCAGUCGCCUGGCUGAGGCAGAUGUGGACGAUGCCGCAAUGGACAUGACUGUCAGUGUCGGCCGAAUCAUGUCUGCUACCAGCCCAGAAAGCAAGGAGGAUGCAAACGCAACCACGGGCAUGGACAUCACCACUGCCAUAGGAGGCAUCAUCAAGAACGGAGAGAUGACUCCGCGAACUCUCAAUAAGCGGAUCAUGGAAGAAGAGGUCGACGGACCAGACAGCCCGAGAAGGGCAAUCAUUGCGGCAGUGACCCAACAGUCGCCGUCGCGGAGGUCUUCCCGAAUCUUGCAGACAACGGAGAAGGCAUCAUUGGAGAGCCCUGGGCUAUCGGCGUUUCAAGGGAAAGGCUUGCGCCGAAGUCUUGGACCGCCGACGCAAACCACACCUCAAUCUGGAGCACGAUCACGGACGCUGUCGCCUUCCAAGACAAAGACGCCGCAGCGACAGCCGGCUUCUACCAAAAAUCCAGAAACGGGGAAACAAAGCCCGAAACCACUGUCAGCUUCGCCGGAGAAGCCUAGUCCAGCGAGCGAAAAGAAAACCCCUUCACCAGCAAAAGCUACUCAACAGAGGGGCUCUUUCUUCAGGCGGAACCCCGAGACAGGCGACAAGACUCCAACAGUUGUGCUGACACCCCCCAAGCGCCGACUCUCUGGGGUUGGUAUCGAUCGACCCGGUCUGGGAUCUCCUCAGGUCGCCGCGCUAUGCGACCGACGCGGCUCCAUUAGCAAAUUGGCGUCCGUUUUCGUCCCUGGAAAGCGAGCAGUUGCUUUUGAGGAGCCAAAGGAAGUAGAAAAGGAGAUUGAUAGAGAGCGUCGGGAUGAAGAGGAUAAAGAGAAUCGACGCAAGAUUCUAGAACGCGAAGCCGAUGGUUCGCAGGAAGACAGAGAUGCCACCUUCAACCUUCGGGAGAUGAUCAACAGCCUCAGCCCAAAAUGGAAACCGCUCAGAGGAAGGAAGAGUCUCCACAUUGGAAGUGCCAAAGGCCUGCUGGGCAAGCGGCCUGCCGAGUUGGAAGGUGAUGACGAAGCCGAAGAUAACGACGGGGUCAAGAGACUUAAGGGACAUCAGAGCAGCCCUGUCAAAAACGUGCGACUGCAGCAACCACCGUCGAAUUCCGAGACUACUGGGCGGCUCACGAGAUCGGCACGAAGGAGCCCGGAGCAAGCUCCAGCCGCGACGUCCCAGAAUCAGGGACGCUUCAAGGAUGUCGGAGACAGCCCGAGUGUGCACGAAGUCAACUUUCAUGAUUUAAGCGUCAAGGAUGACGCGGAACUUGAGCGUGAGGUCGACGAGGACAAGAUCCACCUCCAGGACUUUCUAAACAUGACUUCGAUUCGCUUCAUGGAACUGACAACCACUAAGCGCCGCCACACGAUUGCUCCUGGAACUCGAGAGGACGGAAGCGCAGCCGACGGACAGGAUGACCUUUCUCUGGAGUGCUGCGUGGUCGCGGGUGCCUGCACCGUCCCAUUGCUGGAGCUAUAUCAACAUUCGUGCCGGGAGCUCAAGCAAUACAUUUCCGAAGGACGACGCAUGGUUAAGGAGAUUGAAAAUGAGACGUUUGAAGAAAACCCGCCUCUCUUCCGCGAGUACAUGUCGGCCACGCCAGAGGUCAAGGCACUCAUGGACAAUCAGUUCAAAAAUGUCAAGACUCACGCCAGGCUCCUAAGCAAGGCCAUGUGGUACGAGUGGAGGAUGAAACUACAAGACGGCCUCAAAGAAGGACUCGUGAAUAUCGCCGAGGGGAUGGAGAGCGACUCGAAGCUUCUGCAGGAGCAGCAAGAUUUGCUGACUUCAGUUUUGCCCGCCCUCGCGGCGCGUUACGAGUCCCUCCAAGAAGAAGAGGGCAAUCUGCAGGCGGUUGCUCGAGAAAUGGCCGACUGCGACCCGGCUGAGCUUGAAUCGGCUCGGCAGGAGCUGGAAGCCCUGGAAGAGGACGUUGCCAUCAAGAAGCAGCAGAUUGCCGAGCUCCGACAGCACUUUGAGACUUCGGCCGCAGAGGUGGAGGACCUGUCGCUGAAGAAGACGAAGUGCAUGGAAGAGAUGAACAAGUCGGAGAAAAUCAGAGAAAAGUAUCGUGGCUGGACAAGCAGAGAGGUCAAUGCUCUGAAAGCUCGCGUAGAAGCCAUCGAAAAGCAGCAUGGCUGGGCAGUCACAGGGCUCUCCGGGUCAAACCUUUCCAUGACGUACAAGCGGGACAUUGAACUUGUCGUCGACAUUGCUUCGAUGCAGCCCGGUGGGCCGAAUUCGCCCAUGGAUCUCUGGUACAUUGCCGAUGCUAGAGAAAACGACCCCGUGCCGAGGACGACGGAAAAGGAAAUCUGGCUGCAGUCUAUGCGCCAUCAUGCCCGGGCGCUGCAACAGAGCGGAGCCAAGAUGUCUGACCUCAUUGGCGAGGUUCAGGCUGGAUGGGACAAGGCCUUGCUGGUGUCGUCGCAAAUCAGCCGCAUCAACGUCGUGUUCCCAACCACUGUUGCCAAGACAUCCGACUCGAGCAUUUCGGUGACAAGCUCGCUGCUCCUGGUGCCUUUGCGAACAAAAGUCGAGGUCAGGCUUCUGCUCCGGAGCUGCAGUGGCCAGGCCGGGAUUGAUGUGGGCAUCUCGGCCGAGGCCAAGGUUGUGUACGGAGAGCACUUCAACGUGGGCAAGAUUGAAGACUUUCUGCUCACGAGGAUCGGCAACACGGUCAAGAAGGAAAAGAGCGAGGAUUGGAGUGACGUGUUUGUGGAGCUACGGCGGAGACUGAUUGCCAGGGGGAAGAAGUGA